AUGUCGUUGAUCAUACAGUUAAAACGGAAGAAGGCCAGUAUCCCUAAGUUGUUUGAGAUGAAGGUGCCCGUGAUAACACAAGCGAUAUACCACCCAUCUAUCGAGAAUUCUGAGCUAUUAAUCGAUGCGCUAGACGCUAUACGAAGUGAGGGAGUAAUAUCCCAACGACAGAGAGAUAGAUUGUUGAUAUCGAUAAUCGCAUACGGUAAAGAUGCAACUAUGAAGCGAUUAGAAGCAGGCACAUUAGAUCGUCCCUUGAACAUCUAUGCUAAGAGUUCAAGGAAGAAGCCUGGCGACAACAAGACCUCAAAGAAGUCGUAUGAUCAGAAAACCAGUAACUCGAAUCAAUCGAACAACUAUAAAGGCAAGAAGCAAUAUAACAAUAAGAAUAGACGAAAUAGCUAUAAGACGACCGAGGCCACGAACAACUGGACAGAAACAUCCAAAUAG
Messenger RNA from Gregarina niphandrodes, 450 nucleotides. RefSeq lists its product as hypothetical. The transcript has a single exon. The coding region runs from base 1 to 450 and encodes 149 amino acids. The record is from RefSeq and is a predicted model, not a curated record. NCBI's taxonomy places the organism in Eukaryota, Apicomplexa, Conoidasida, Eugregarinorida, Gregarinidae.